AUGACAGCAGCAGAAGUUGCUCCCAAGGAUGUUCCUCUCCGCCAAGUUGAAGCUGUGAACAGUACGAGGAACGGAUGGGAGGCAAUCCCCUGUCAUCCGCUCGGAGUCAAACCGAGUGGCAACGCCUUGGUUGCAACCUCGAAUCUUCGCGACGCUAUAGGAACAUUCAAUAUAUUUCCAGACGAGGUCGUUUUGACGUUUCUGGAGUAUCUAGAUCCACCGACAUUGUUGAGACUUGGGCGAACGUGUAAAGCACUAUAUGCAUUCACGCGGUCUGAGGAUUUAUGGAAAGCGUUCCUAGUUGGUGAAAAUCGCCAUGAUCUGGUGUGGCAAGGGACUUGGAGGGCAACAUUCUUGAAGUUGUCGCCAUCACAGAUCCCAACAAUUGAUUGCUCAAACCUCUUCUCUGAUGCUCUCCAUCGGCCUUUCUACUGUGCCCAUAUAUCACUCGACCCAUAUGUUACCGGCAUCCCUUCCCAGAACCAGAUUUCCCGACUUGAAAAUCUGUCCACUGAUGACUUUCAAGCGAAAUGGACAAACCGGCCAUUCAUAUUGACCGAACCAGUGAAAGAGUGGCCUGUCUUCAACAAGUGGUCCACAGACGAGCUACUAGAGAAAUAUAGCCCCACGAUAUUUCGUGCAGAAGCUGUAGACUGGCCUUUGAAGACUUAUGUAGACUACAUGAGAAACAACGCCGACGAAAGUCCGUUGUAUCUCUUUGACCGCAGCUUUGUCUCCAAAAUGGACCUGGAAGUUGGUCACCCUUCAGUCGUUCCCAACGCCGCAUACUGGCCACCACCAUGUUUUGGGGAAGAUUUGUUCGCUGUGUUGGGAUCAGACCGUCCUGACAGUCGAUGGCUUAUCAUUGGACCUGAACGAUCAGGAAGUACUUUCCACAAAGACCCCAAUGCAACAAGCGCGUGGAAUGCAGUGCUUCGCGGUUCCAAGUAUUGGAUCAUGUUUCCAUCUUCGUCAAAGCUACCUCCUCCUCCCGGCGUCUACGUUUCGGAGGACCAGAGUGAGGUGACGUCUCCUUUGAGCAUUGCUGAAUGGUUACUAGGAUUCCAUGCCGAGGCAAGACGCACUCCGGGGUGCCUUGAAGGGAUCUGCGGUGAGGGUGAAAUCUUACAUGUGCCUUCAGGCUGGUGGCAUUUGGUCGUCAAUCUCGAGCCGUCAAUUGCUAUUACACAGAAUUUUGUGCCUAGAGGACAUCUAUCUGCGGCACUGGACUUUUUACAGAAUAAAGCAGAUCAAGUAUCCGGCUUUCGCAAGAAUGUUGACGAUCCUUGUGCUAGAUUUGUGGAAAAGAUGAGAGAGACCUAUCCAGAUCUUCUCGAAGGAGCGCUGGAGGAAUUGGCUAAGCAAAAGGAGGGCAGAAAGCGCAAAUGGGAUGAAAUUAUUCAUGCUAAUUCUCAGGUUAAUGACCCUUGCGGGAGAGCCGAAGAGUUCAGCUUUGGAUUCGGCGGGGACGACAGCGAUAUUGAAGUUCCCUAG
Messenger RNA from Talaromyces stipitatus ATCC 10500, 1494 nucleotides. RefSeq names its product F-box and JmjC domain protein, putative. The record is from RefSeq and is a predicted model, not a curated record. Gene Ontology annotation, molecular function: protein binding; cis-regulatory region sequence-specific DNA binding. Bases 1 to 1494 code for a protein of 497 amino acids. Lineage: Eukaryota; Fungi; Ascomycota; Eurotiomycetes; Eurotiales; Trichocomaceae. The transcript is spliced from 2 exons. Gene Ontology annotation, cellular component: nucleus.